Petromyzon marinus (sea lamprey) is the source of this 3126-nucleotide messenger RNA. RefSeq names its product transcription initiation factor TFIID subunit 9-like. NCBI's taxonomy places the organism in Eukaryota, Metazoa, Chordata, Hyperoartia, Petromyzontiformes, Petromyzontidae. Gene Ontology annotation, biological process: RNA polymerase II preinitiation complex assembly; DNA-templated transcription initiation. Gene Ontology annotation, cellular component: SAGA complex; transcription factor TFIID complex. Gene Ontology annotation, molecular function: RNA polymerase II general transcription initiation factor activity; protein heterodimerization activity; transcription coactivator activity. The record is from RefSeq and is a predicted model, not a curated record.
UGCCGAUCCGCGGUGACGCCAUCAAGCCCCCCCCGCCCCGCCGGGUGACGUUGACCCGUCACAAGAUGGCGGCGCCCAAGAGUACUCCCAAAGAUGCGCAAGUCAUGGCGGCGAUAUUGAAGGACAUGGGCGUCACGGAGUACGAGCCCAGGGUCAUCAACCAAAUGCUGGAGUUCACCUACCGGUAUGUGACGGGGAUUCUGGAUGAAGCGAGGGUCUAUUCCGCGCAUGCCAAGAAAACGAGCAUCGACAUGGAUGACAUCAAAUUGGCAAUCCAGUGUCGCAUGGACCACUCCUUUACUUCGCCGCCACCCAGAGACUUUUUGCUGGAGAUUGCGCGGCAGAAAAAUCAGACGCCUCUGCCGCUCAUCAAACCGUAUGCGGGCCCUCGCCUGCCUCCUGACCGCUACUGCCUGACUGCACCCAAUUACCGGCUCAAGGCGCUCUCCAAGAAGUCUCAGCCGCCCCCCGGAAGAAUCACCAUCCCUCGGCUGAGUGUGGGCACAAGCGUGACCAGCCGCCCAGCCACUCCAACCAUGGGAGCCAGCAGCUCCCAGGGUGUGGCUGGGACGACCAAGGUGGGCACAUCGGUCUCCAUCGGCCAGCGGAUCACGCUGCAGCUGCCCUCGACUCCCAGCACGCUCAAGCCAUCCACGCCGAUCAGCACGGCGGUGCAGAGCGUGCUCAUCAACGCGCCAUCGCUCGUGGCGGCCGGCAAGAACAUCCUGAUCACUACGAGCAGCGCCGGCGCCUCAUUCACGCACUCCCCUCUGCAGCCGUCGCAGCAGCAGCAGCAGCAGCAGCAGGCGCAGGCGGGCAGCUCGGACACGAACCCUCUCAAGCGCAAGCACGAGGAGGACGACGACGACUACGAUAACGCGUGAAGCGCCGACGUCGCCACCGCCGUGCAAACGCUCAACUUGCCUACCGGCCCACACAGAUCUUUCACCAGUCUCGCACCCCUCCCGCACAACCCCAUCCACCCGCUUGCCCACCCAUCCACUUAACCUACCCGCCAACGCAAUUGCCCACCCACUCACUAACCCAGGGGUUGGCAACCUGUGGCUCCGUAGCCGCAUGCAGCUCUUUAGAGACUGCUUUGUGGCGUAAUGUAUGAAUGUAUUCACAUGCAUUGCGGUUCUUGAAAUAGAGUUUUGUAUAAAAUUCGAAAAAAAUGGCUCUCCAUAUUAUUUUGGUUGUCGACCCCUUCACCUAGCCCGACCGCUUACCCACAUGUUCGGCAUGUCACGGCCUUGGCGGUUAAAAUGUAUUCUUAUUCUCACCGGGCGUGCAUCCAAUGGUGCGUGCCACGAUCGAUCACUGAACGAUGUUUUGCGAAUCGCACGCAAAUGAUGCCGUCACGUUGAGUUUCACGGAUCAUACGAGACGGCAUAUGAGCAGAUAAUGCAAAAACAAAAUACUGCGUUCUCUUGUAUCGUGUUGUGGUCCUGAAUUAUUACGAUUUACACGCAGGGGCAAAUUAUUCCAUGCCCACCUUCUGUUCGAUCUGCCCGCUCGCCCAUCUGUACCCUUGCCCGACUCUGCAGCUGCACUCUCAUUCACCCACCCACCUAUCCCAGUUGCCCACACACACACUGUCCAAUUUGCCAACUGGUUGACGCCAAUACAAAUUGUAUUGGCAAAACAAUUUGUAUUGGCAUCACCUCUCAAUAAACAAUUUAUCCAAUAUGGAUAAUAAUGAUCUUUAUUCAGGAAGCCUUCUUUAAUUACACUUUGUUCAUGGUGAUAUUGCUUGGUAUGUUUGACUUUUAUCAUUUUGGAGAAAGCCAGAUGUCUUGAGAAAAAACCUACCUACUUACUGAACUGCCAAACUACUGGCCUCCUAGUACUCAUGUUUUGGUUCGUGGUCUUGCACUUUCUUUCAGGUGCGCCCACGCCCCUCUAUCGAGUUUUCAUGAGACGCUUAACUCAAGUUUGAAUUCGAUUUGCCGCUGCAAGCAGCGCGUUUACACAUUUCUAGAUGGCCUUGAAUUCAAGAUACAACCCAACAUUUUCCCUGGCCCGAUUUUCGCUUCACGGGUCGGCCCGGGUUUCCCUACGUCAGCUUUCUGGCCGAGCGGAAACACAUCAGCAGUCCACGGUGCAAUCGAAAUGGGAGUGAAUGGCGAUAGCGUUUGGUUUUACCGUUAGAAGUUACGUAUCGCGAUGUUACAUUUUUUGUCAACAACCCAGUUGUGACAUUCGAUUCGGGUAUUUCUUGGGAAAGUGUCACGAGGACCUGUUUCUGGCAAGGAUGUGCCCAACUCGUGUGAUAACAGGAGCAACUUGUGGAAAUGCCCAUGUGUCAGCCGACUCAAGUUGUCCUUCAGCUCGAGUUCUGAGAGAAAUUUGUUCAACUCCGGCCAGUUUUGAGUCAACUCGAGUUGCCUUUCUCAUGGAAACUCAAGUUACUGGUGUGGGUUUUGCAACACUGCUGGGCGUUUCUCCUCUUACCCUGCAGUUUGCAAGACACGUGCCCUCAAUAUGCGGUGCACGGGAAGGGCGCAGUACAUGACGAAUGGUGGUGGUAGAAUUAUUACACCGUUAGGAUCGUUUAUUUGUUGUGAGAACGGAAAACAUGGUCCAACGUUAAUUUAAAUUGAAUUCUCAAGGAAGACGGCCCAAAUAGCAAAUCACUCUUUUUGAAGAUAAGUAGCCUGUGUGUGUCAGAUUGUGUAUGACGAAAACUUGGAAGUAAAAAAAUAUAUAUCAAAAAGUGACUUUAAAAAGUGUACGAUAGAUGUCACUUGCAGCAAUGUAAGUUAUUUUUUUUUUUACAAAUGGACCAAUGAGAGCACUGGCUCUAGGGGAGGAGGGGGGGUCAGCUGUUGCCAUGUUGUCAGACUUUAAACUUUAGUGUUUCUCAUGUCUGAAAUAUUCUACAGCCCGAGAUAACAUGUCUUAAGUAUUUAAAGGACAAGGGGUUUUGUGUAGGGUUUUAUAACUUUUUUUUAAGAAUGAUAGUUUGAUCUGAAAAAUAUACCGUGAUGAUAUGUUUGUGUAAAUAAGAUCUAAACAUGUAUGACACUUUUGAUUUAAAGCUUUCGUGACUGCAGUAAUUCAUAUUCUUAGCUCUUUCGGUAAAGUCACGUUGAAGGGAAACAAUAAAAUAUAAAACAAUAAAAA